AUGGCGACGCAAAGAAGAAUCAUAUCAGAGGAAAAGACCGCCCUCGACCAAGACGACACCGCGAACAUCAAGAGCGAUGUUACACCCGCCGUGGCUCCGUACGCAAAUACCAACAACAUAUGCUGCACGGGACAUCACGAGGCUGAUAUGAGCAACGCAACAUACGCCGGAGCCCUAGCAGCAAUCAUGGCCAACGUCGUCCUGAUCGGCUACAUCAUCGUCGCCUUCCAAGACGACAAGACGGAACGAGAAAUGGACGCUGCUGACGAGAAGAAGAAAUCACGAUGA
Molecule: messenger RNA, 288 nt
Organism: Recurvomyces mirabilis
Lineage: Eukaryota; Fungi; Ascomycota; Dothideomycetes; Mycosphaerellales; Teratosphaeriaceae
Gene: VMA21
Product: vacuolar ATPase assembly integral membrane protein vma21
Exons: 2
Coding region: 1-288 (95 amino acids)
Source: RefSeq, a predicted model, not a curated record